GUACUUCCUUUUCCUGAAAGAGAGGGUCUAGCCCUGACGUAGUAGGUUGUCGACGAGCGACGGGAAGGAUGGGAAAUGUGGCGGAAGCCCUCCGGUAGGCGCUUGAGCCAAUAGGGAAGCGGGAGCCUGAGGGCUCCCUCCGUGGUCUUGCCACCAACUUGACUCCACUCGGCACCCGCUCGCCCUCGGGGCACGCGCGCGAGAAUUAUGGAUCCAAACUUGUUACGUGAACGAGAGCUGUUCAAGAAACGAGCACUCUGUACUCCUGCUGUAGAAAAACGCCCAGGAGCCUCUUUUGAGUCGUCAUCAUCAAAGAAGAAGAAAACAAAGGUAGAACAGGGAGGAUCGUCAAGUUCAAAGCAAAAUGCAGAACACAGCAAUGGAUCUUUUAACUUGAAAGCCCUUUCUGGUGGUUCUGGUUACAAGUUUGGUGUUCUUGCAAAGAUAGUGAACUAUAUGAAGACACGGCAUCAGCGUGGUGAUACACACCCACUAACUCUAGAAGAAAUACUGGACGAAACUCAACAUCUAGACAUUGGACUAAAGCAAAAACAAUGGCUGAUGAGUGAGGCCCUUGUCAACAAUCCCAAAAUAGAAGUUGUAGAUGGGAAAUAUGCUUUCAAGCCUAAAUACAAUCUGAAAGAUAAAAAAGCUCUUCUCAGACUCUUGGAUAAACAUGAUCAGCGAGGCUUGGGAGGAAUACUUUUGGAAGACAUUGAGGAAGGAUUGCCUAAUGCACAGAAAGCUAUAAAGGCUUUAGGGGACCAAAUCAUCUUUGUUACACGCCCUGAUAAGAAGAAAAUUCUUUUCUACAAUGAUAAGAGCUGCCAGUUUUCAGUGGAUGAAGAAUUUCAAAAACUGUGGAGGAGUGUUCCUGUGGAUUCCAUGGAUGAAGAAAAGAUAGAAGAGUAUCUGAAACGUCAGGGUAUUUCUUCCAUGCAAGAUGCAGGCCCAAAGAAAAUAGUGCCUAUUCAGAGGAGGAGGAAGCCUGCUUCUCAGAAGAAACGGAGAUUCAAGACUCACAAUGACCAUUUGGCUGGUGUAUUGAAGGACUACUCUGAUGUGGUUCCUAGCAAAUAGUGUCUUCUGGAACGAACUCUUGAGAGCAUUGAUGCAGCUGCUCUGUUGCUCCAAAGGACCUGUGAUGUGGUUCUCCCCCAUCCUAGUCCUGAAACAGCCAGGAAGAAACAGCUGUUGAAAGUAAAGAUAAAGUAUUCAUCUAGUGCUUAUUUGUAUUUAACACAAACUUGGAUCAAGGGCUGCUUGCUCUUGGUAGGCUUUUGUUACUGGGGUAAACGUAUUUAGCAUGUAAUAUUAAGGUUCACGUUUUUGAAGAAAUCUUUGGGGUUUUGUGGGUAUUAUCUUCUAUUCAGCUGGUGUUGACUUAGAGAUAAAACCAAGUAUUUGUUUUAUCUAUGUCAAGAAAACCAGUUUAUAAUAAAAUAAUUUCAGAAAAAUAUGUUUUUUUUAUAUAUUUCUUACUGAACAUGCUUCCUCUGUCGGGAAGAGAAAAGAAAAAUAAGCCCGUAAGACCAGUGGUAGGAUCCAGCUUAAAGUAAGUCCCAUGUUUGCAACAUAGAUGGGGCUCCAUAUUUAAAUUUCUCAAAGCUUUGUGCUCUUGGGACUAUCUGAAGAUCUCCAUGAUUUUUUAAAGUUCAGUUGGUCACCUAUACAGGAAGUACUCAGAUUAUAGAAGCUGGUAUCUUCCUUGCUGGAUCAUCAAAUUUAAACUCCUAUACAGAUUAGCCUCUGUCAGAAUUGCAGGUUCGGUGACAGGAGCCGAAAUCCAAAUCACCCAAAUCCAGGUGUAUACUCAUUAAAAGUUCUUACAGUAAGAACAAUAUUGGCAUUUUUAAACUUCUACAGAAAUAAACUUUCAUCCAGGUC
Molecule: messenger RNA, 1887 nt
Organism: Anolis carolinensis (green anole)
Lineage: Eukaryota; Metazoa; Chordata; Lepidosauria; Squamata; Anolidae
Gene: gtf2e2
Product: general transcription factor IIE subunit 2
Exons: 8
Coding region: 208-1080 (290 amino acids)
Biological process (GO): transcription initiation at RNA polymerase II promoter
Cellular component (GO): transcription factor TFIIE complex
Molecular function (GO): TFIIH-class transcription factor complex binding
Source: RefSeq, a predicted model, not a curated record